AGAAAAUUCAUUAAUCCCGCAGUCCGCCAUUAGUCCAGAUUGAGACAAAUAAGGGACAUAUAUAAAGGAUUAGAUUUACUGCAUUGAUACUUUGAAGAAGAUAUACUCUCCGGGUGGAAGGAUCACAAAGAUAUGCAAGGCACGAUUGCGUUGAUGUGAUCGGAUGUGCGAAGAUUGACUCAUAGCUCAUUUUAUAAAAUGCAAAGACCAUAAAUGUACAUUUGUAUUCCUGUCAAGUCGCCAACACCCUUAACAGUGGCAUCACAACAAAGCAUGACCUACAAAUUCCUUUGGAAGUAGAUGACUGGAAAACAAAAUGCUAUGGAUAUUAUAUGUAUUAUGCAUUGGCACAGUCAAUGGCCAACAGAAUAAUGCUUUCAUAGAUAUUUGGACUGAUUUAUUCCGCCCGUUACCGAAAAACCCCGACGAAGGAUUCAUAUCAGACUAUGCUCCACGGGAACAAGAAGAAUUCGACUUCAUCGUCGUUGGAGCGGGGUCGGCAGGAUGCGUCAUAGCAAACAGAUUAACAGAAGUCAAAUCAUGGAGGGUACUACUUAUAGAAGCCGGAGGCGACGAAAAUUUCUAUUCCGACAUUCCAUUGUUUGCAUCCUUUCUGUCCUUAACGCCUUUGAACUGGGGAUACAACUCAGAGCCCGAGGCGAAAGCAUGCAAAGAUCUCAGAGGAAAUGUAUGCUUCAUGCCUCGAGGCAAAGUACUUGGCGGCAGCAGUGUGUUAAAUUUUUUAAUUUAUCAACGAGGACACCCAGACGAUUACAAUGAUUGGGCAACAUUGGGUAAUGAAGGCUGGAGCUACGACGAGGUACUCCCGUACUUUAAGAAAUCGGAAAACAUUAGAAUAAAUGAAUUAAAAAAUUCUUCAUACCAUGGUACGAAUGGAUAUUUAGAUAUUGAACACUCUCCCUUCAGACACCCUCUAGAGAAAUCAUUUAAGAAAGCUGGUCAGGAACUAGGUUACGAAUGGAGAGAUCCAAACGGAGAAAAAUUAAUUGGCUUCUCUAAGCCUCAAGCAACGAUGAGACGAGGCAGGCGAUGUAGCACGGCAAAAGCCUUUUUAGAACCAAUUCGACUCAGAGAAAAUCUCAAAGUUACGAAGUUUUCUACAGUAACAAAAUUAUUAAUUGACCCCGAUACCAAAACUGCUUACGGUGUGGAAUUCAUUAAAGGAAGAAAAAGAAUUCAAGUGCGAGCGAAACGAGAAGUAAUACUCUCAGCAGGAACUAUUGGCUCCGCACAACUACUGAUGGUGUCUGGAGUGGGCCCUAAGGAGCACCUACGGGACGUCGGCGUCAAGCCUCUAGUCAACCUGCCCGUAGGUUACAACUUGCAGGACCACGUCACUUUCUCUGGCAACGCGUUCAUUGUCAACAACUCCAGGCUCACUGUCAAUGAUAUGGCGGCAGCCCAGCCCCUGUCAGUGGCGGCAUACCUCGUAGGACGCGGACCUUUAACCCUACCAGGAGGUGCAACUGGCCUUGCAUUCUCUCGCACCAAGUUUGCAUAUGACGACCCUGUGUUAACGCGACCAGACAUCGAGCUCGUCAUGGGUGCAGGCUCUUUGGCUGGCGAUUUUUUUGGAAUGCUACGAUCGUUACUAGGUAUAACGGACCAGUGGUACUGGCAAGUAUACGGAUCUCUACCAAUGGAAGUAAAGCAGCGAACGUUUGCGAUGAACCCAGUUCUAAUCCGACCGCGAAGCACAGGGCGGCUGAUGCUGCGUGGCCCUCGCUUCUCCGACCAACCGCGCAUACAUCCCAACUAUUUCGAUCAUCCAGAUGAUCUACGUGCUAUGGUGGAAGGAGUUAGAUUGGUUCAAAAAGUGAUUAACACAAAAGCGUUUCAACGACACGGUACGAGACUUCACGAAGUGCCAUUCCCAGGCUGCGAGCGACAUUCUUUUGACUCUGACGAGUACUGGCAGUGUGCCAUAAUGCAAACCUCGAUCACGUUGGACCAUCAGGUUGGAACCUGCAAAAUGGCACCAGAAAACGAUUUGACGGGCGUAGUAACUCCUAAAUUAUUAGUUCGUGGUAUUCGAGGAUUGAGAGUGGUGGAUGCUUCGAUUAUGCCCCGUAUUCCAGCCGCCCAUACGCACGCCGCUGUUGUCAUGAUCGCAGAAAAGGCUUCCGACUUGGUUAAACAGCAAUGGGGCAUUAAUCAUAGGUAUACUCAUAUAACUCCACCAGAUAAUUGGCAAAGUUACUCUGCUGCGGUCGCUACCUCCGAUAAAACUUCUUCUUUAUAACAUAUGAAUCGUACAAUAAACGGAACUCUGAUCGAAUUGUCAAAACAUACUAGAAUUAAGGAAGAAAAGACCAAAUAUCAAAGAACAUUGUGAAAAGUAUAAAAUAAAAAGUAAUUAAACUAUGGUUCAUAUUUUUUUCUGCAUCAGGUAUUGAAAUGCGUUUAACUGUGCUUAAAAUGUAUUAAGUUCCCUUGCUGACUAGUAAAUAUAGUAACUGAAUAAUAAAGGAUGUCUCAAUAAGAGUGGUUUAAAUUUAAACUUGUGAGUUGAGUUGUGAUAAUUUUAUUGCAUUAUAAAAUAGACAUGGUCCGAUUAAGUAUGGAGUAAAAUAUUCGGAAAAUGGCCCACGCGAUUCUGAUGACUGGCCAAUGCUCUUUUUAUGACAUUUUAGAUAACUUUUUAACAAAGAUGUGGCUAUAUUUCACCGAUGACAAGUUGGGUCUCGGUCUUGGGCUCAAGAAUUGUUUGUGGUUUAUUCGCAUAGAUCCUAUAUUUCACGAAACCCUAAAGAAAGAAAGUUACAAAGCUCUCCUAGUCAUAGAGCUAAGCUGCACUCCCACCAAUAUAACUCAAAACAAAUUUUUGUUCCAGAGUUUUAUUUAAACUCAUAUUCCUUUAUUCUGUUAUACCUAAUCAAUUACGUUAUAUUUGUGUACCUAUGUAUUUUUAAGAGUGAUUUUGAAUAUCUCGUAUUUUUUAUAUAUCCAGUGCGUAUACAAAGAAGGGCG
Messenger RNA from Hyposmocoma kahamanoa, 2991 nucleotides. RefSeq names its product glucose dehydrogenase [FAD, quinone]-like. Gene Ontology annotation, molecular function: flavin adenine dinucleotide binding; oxidoreductase activity, acting on CH-OH group of donors. The coding region runs from base 317 to 2263 and encodes 648 amino acids. NCBI's taxonomy places the organism in Eukaryota, Metazoa, Arthropoda, Insecta, Lepidoptera, Cosmopterigidae. The record is from RefSeq and is a predicted model, not a curated record. The transcript has 8 exons.